AUGCCGGAUUUUGAUAAGGAUGCUUACCCGGAGCCUCCCAGGAAAACUCCUGCACCAAAUAAGCAGAGUGCUCUCCCGGAUCCAGCUUUAAUCUUGACAAAGCUUUUCUAUUACUCCGUGGACUUGCCUGUCACCACAUUCAGAGGUAUUGUGGACACUGUUCGUUCCAACAACAAGUCCGUGUACUACCACCAGAAAUUCCGUCGAGUUCCUGACCUGACUACGUGUGAGGAGGGGGAUUACCUGUGCUACUAUGAAGCAGACAUGCAGUGGAGGAGAGACUAUAAAGUGGACCAGGAAAUACUGAAGAUUGUCCAGGAGCGAAUGAGGGCCUGUCACCAGAGAGAAGGGAACAGUUAUCAGCAAAACUGUGCAAAGGAAAUUCAGCAGUUCACUGAUGCGAGCAGAGAAUUCCAGUCACGCUAUGGAGACCUUGGGGCCUAUGCCAAUUCACGGAAAUGUUUAAUGAAGCAAAAACAAAGAAUGAUGGAAGCUCAGGCCCAGAGUGCUUAA
This is a messenger RNA of Knipowitschia caucasica, 513 nucleotides long. Lineage: Eukaryota; Metazoa; Chordata; Actinopteri; Gobiiformes; Gobiidae. The record is from the annotation of a GenBank genome assembly.